This is a messenger RNA of Agrilus planipennis (emerald ash borer), 788 nucleotides long. RefSeq names its product transmembrane emp24 domain-containing protein eca (gene eca). Gene Ontology annotation, cellular component: COPII-coated ER to Golgi transport vesicle; endoplasmic reticulum; endoplasmic reticulum-Golgi intermediate compartment. The coding region runs from base 79 to 732 and encodes 217 amino acids. The record is from RefSeq and is a predicted model, not a curated record. The transcript has 3 exons. NCBI's taxonomy places the organism in Eukaryota, Metazoa, Arthropoda, Insecta, Coleoptera, Buprestidae. Gene Ontology annotation, biological process: intracellular protein transport; Golgi organization; endoplasmic reticulum to Golgi vesicle-mediated transport.
CUCACGAAUUGUGUGUUGCAUAUCUUGUCGCAGUGAUUGAAGUGACGUGGUUAAGAGUAUAAUUAAAAAUUUUAAAAAAUGAAUUUAAUAACAGUUUUAGAAUUAGUAUUUUUCAUUGGACUAUUUCAGUUAUCUUCUGCUCUUUAUUUUCACAUAGGAGAAACCGAAAGAAAGUGUUUCAUCGAAGAAAUUCCGGACGAUACGAAUGUUAUAGUUAAUUACAAAGUCGAGCUAUAUGAUCCCAGAACAGGAGGGUUUAUGCCUUCCUCACCAGGCAUAGGAAUGCACGUUGAAGUUCGAGAUCCUGACGACAAAGUAAUUUUGUCUCGCGUUUAUAGUUCUGAGGGGCGCAUUUCGUUUACUUCUCACGCCCCCGGGGAGCACGUAAUUUGUAUGUACAGUAACAGCAGUGCUUGGUUUGGUGGUUCACAAUUGAGGGUCCAUUUGGACAUUCAAGUUGGUGAGCAUGCAAUCAACUAUGGGGAUGUUGUUCAGAAAGAAAAAUUAUCUGAGUUACAAUUAAGAAUUCGUCAACUUCUUGAUCAAGUUGAACAAAUAACCAAAGAACAGAACUAUCAAAGAUAUCGAGAGGAAAGAUUUAGACAGACAAGUGAAAGUACAAAUUCAAGAGUACUGUGGUGGUCUAUAAUACAAACAGUCAUUCUUCUUGCUAUGGGUGCUUGGCAAAUGAAUCACUUAAAACGUUUCUUUGAAGCAAAAAAAUUAGUUUAGAAGUUUAUUUGGUUUUUUUGUUUUAAUUGCUUCUUUUGUAAUAAAACUAAAAUUUC